AUGAUAUCACGACGUCUUGUUGACGUAAUCAGUCACUAUCGAAGCGCUUCAUCAUCUAAUGAUCUUAAAAUUGAUUCGGUUUUGGAGGACUACCUAAAGUCGCUUUUUGAGGCUGAGGAUGAGGACGAAUUUAACUCGGAGGAAGUAUUGAAUCUUUUGAAGGAGCACGUCCCUGAAUCAAAUGCUAUUCCAAGAAAGGCUUUUAUCGAAUGGAUACUAGAAACUCGGACGCUCCUGAUGGGCGCGUCGGGUGAUAAAGCUGAAAUGCCACUGAAAGGAGGUAUUAAUGCCCUGCCUGAUACUUCAGGUGAACGGGUAAAUAGCCUGACCGUCUCCAGUGACUCGGAUCACCUCGCUCAGCUGUUUUCUCCGGUAGUCAUUUUUCGUCAACUUGCUAAUAUCGGACACAACAUUUUUUCCUUCCAGAUAUGUGAAGUCCGUGAGGUGGCGAGCCGAGCUAGAAAAACGAAGAAUGCUGCGGACAAUGAUGGACGUCCAGGAUUGACUUCAGGUGAGCGCUUGGCUACAAUGGAGCGCUAUGGAUUCUCGUCGUUCUCGAAGCCAAAAUCGCUUCUUCACCCCCCGGAGGUUACUGGGACGGCGUACCAU
Hydatigera taeniaeformis is the source of this 609-nucleotide messenger RNA. The record is from the annotation of a GenBank genome assembly. NCBI's taxonomy places the organism in Eukaryota, Metazoa, Platyhelminthes, Cestoda, Cyclophyllidea, Taeniidae.